Messenger RNA from Erigeron canadensis, 789 nucleotides. RefSeq lists its product as uncharacterized. Lineage: Eukaryota; Viridiplantae; Streptophyta; Magnoliopsida; Asterales; Asteraceae. The record is from RefSeq and is a predicted model, not a curated record. The transcript has 3 exons. Bases 1 to 789 code for a protein of 262 amino acids.
AUGUCGAGUUUCGACGAAGAUUCAGUUUCAUACAUUCGUAAAUAUACAAUAGAUCCCGAAAUGUUAAACACUUUCGUUGCUUUUCUUGGAGAUGAAGAUGAAGAAUCAGGGAGCUCGACAAUGACAAACAUACCAAGAAUACCAAGAAGAACCGUAACCAGAAACCAUGUGGAAGCCGCGACACGUUUAUUUAACCAUUACUUUGCCCCGGAACUCGUUUACCCUGCUGAUUAUUUUCGAAGGCGUUUUCGAAUGCCCAAAGAAUAUUUAUUCUUGGCUUAUGCUUCUACUGCCGACCAGUUAGAUGAAUACCUAGAAAUGGGUGCCCAAACAUCAUACGAGUCGUUGAACCACUUCUGUAAAUGUGUUACUCAGUUAUAUCACUCUGAGUUUUUUAGAAGACCGACACAAGAAGAUGUUAACCGAGUGACUGCUAAACACAAGGCGGUGCAUGGUUUUCCGGGUAUGCUUGGAAGCAUUGAUUGUAUGCUUUGGGCUUGGAGAAACUGCCCAACGAUAUGGCAAGACCAAUACACUCGUGGUGACAGAGGACAUCCGACGAUUAUGCUUGAAGCGCUUCUUCAAGAUAAUGCUCCCGCGGUAAAUUGCACCGCUAAUGGCUUAGAGUUUACAAAGAAUUACUAUCUAAGUGACGGUAUCUAUUCAGAAUGGGCUACACUUGUGAAGUUUUUCAAGUGUCCUAUGGACCCCAAGACCAGUAAAUUCAAACGCUUCCAAGAAUCUGCAAGAAAAGACUUAGAGCGUGCAUUUGGGGUACUUCAAGGUUGA